This is a messenger RNA of Harpia harpyja (harpy eagle), 1328 nucleotides long. RefSeq names its product E3 ubiquitin-protein ligase RBBP6-like. Gene Ontology annotation, biological process: mRNA processing; ubiquitin-dependent protein catabolic process; protein ubiquitination. NCBI's taxonomy places the organism in Eukaryota, Metazoa, Chordata, Aves, Accipitriformes, Accipitridae. The coding region runs from base 1 to 411 and encodes 136 amino acids. The transcript has 3 exons. The record is from RefSeq and is a predicted model, not a curated record. Gene Ontology annotation, cellular component: nucleus. Gene Ontology annotation, molecular function: ubiquitin protein ligase activity; zinc ion binding.
AUGUCGCGUGUCCACUACAAGUUCUUCUCCAGGCUGAACUAUGAUACGGUCACCUUCGACGGCCUCUACAUCUCUCUGCAUGACCUCAAGCUCCAGAUCAUGGGCCACGAGAAGCUGACGGCGGCCAGCUGCGACCUGCAGAUCACCAACGCCCAGACCAAAGAAGAAUACACAGAUGGUAAUGCCCUGAUUCCUAAGAACUCAUCGGUAAUUGUUAGAAGAAUCCCCGCUGGAGGAGUUAAAGUCACCAGCAAAACCUGUGUUAUAAGUCGUACCGAGCCAGUGAGUGGAACAUCAAAAGCAGUAUGUAAAAACACAAUCUCACACUUUUUUCUACACACUGCACUUAAUUCUAAACAACGUAGCCUUGUAUUAAUUUUCCAGACAUUAACUAAUUAUAUAUUCCAGUAAAACCUGGUGUAUGUUGUAAAGACAAUGUCUUUGAUUCAGCAUAGGAAAAACUGGGUAAUGCCAUCAUUUGCACAGUCCUAAUGUAAAUAUUGGUAUUUGUGCCUAGUGAUGCAUUGCAUUUCAUAUUGAAUAUGCUAGAAUAUUUCCUGUAUGACUUUGUGUUGUACAGGUAAUGUAUGAUCGCUUUUAGAUCAUGUAGGUCCGAGGUUUGCACAACUGAACAUGGUGCCCUGUUCUACAUCUGUGUAUAGCUAGUAAUGCGUAUGUUUGUACAGGUUGUUUUGUGCUUUUUGUUUCUUGGAAUCCAAAUUGUUUGGAGUGAAUUUUCUGCCAUUUCCACAUUAUAUCACUUAGCAUUUUUUUUUAAAUACUCUUUUUGCCUAAUGGAUUUUGAAAAUGUUAUCAAAACCCACUGAGAAACCACUGUGCUUAAACUUGGUACUGUUUCUUACUUUUGACCUGGGGGUUCAAACAAAUACCCAAACCAACACAUCCCAUACGUUUUGAGGACAGUCAUGUGCAGCUAAAUGUUUCCUUUUCAUGUCCUUAAAUGCUUGGGUAUUUGUUCCUAAAAGUGUAUAAUUGAAGUGAUAUUAUUUCGGCCCCUCUGAGUACAUGUAUGUCUUUAAGAGAUUGCCAUGAAUUUAAAUAUGGUUGCUACACAAAGUGGUAUUCUGACGUUCUGCGUUUGAUCUUUCCACUCUAUCUGAUGAAGCAGUUUAGUUUAAUAGUUUGUCUGCAAAUGAAAAUAUCUAAAACCCAGUGUACAGGUUUUGGCACAAGGUUAGAGGCUGGUGUAUUUGUGGGUAAAAUCCCUGUCAUUUUUCUGAACUUCUGCCUGCAGUACUUUUUUGGAUCUGGGUGGCUUCGGGGUUGGAUGCUGCUUUGAUUUCCCAAAGGUUAAGCCUUUCUUUAGU